AUUAGCGCAAGACGAAGCCGUCAACCAUCAUCGCUUUUUCAUAAGAGAUUGCAACAUUUCUGCGUGCGUGAAGAUCCUUUUUACUUUUAAGUGGAGAAACAAAUUUUUGGAUUUCAGAGAGAAAACUUCUGUGUUAGUACGGUCUGUGUAUGAACACUAAAGAAUAUUUAUGUGUAAUAUCCAUCCAUAAGUAGAUAUAACUUGUGAAACAAGAACAAGCAAAUCGUUGGUGACGAUUGGGCUGAAAAAGUUAUGGCUGAUCAGACCGAGCUACGUAUGAAUUUAGUGGCUAUUCAACGUUCAGAUCCAUAUGCAAAGGACAUUGUAAAUUCAUCCGCCCACGUAGCCUUUUACACGUUUAAUACAGCCGAUAACGAGUGGGAGAAAACUGAUAUUGAAGGGGCACUGUUUAUCUACAGUCGGAACGCAGAACCGUACCACAGCAUUUUCAUCAACAAUCGACUCAACACAAACUCACUGGUUGAACCAAUCAACGGUCAGAUAGAACUGCAAUCGCAGCCUCCGUUUUUGUUGUACCGCAACGAGAGGUCGCGCAUCCGUGGGUUCUGGUUCUAUAACAAUUCGGAGUGUGAUCGCAUCCGUGAAAUAAUUUUCAAACUAGUGGCUGAGUGUAACAACGAAAGCAGGAAGGUAGUUGAAAUGGGGAAAGUUAAUGCAAAUGGAAGUGCCGUGGGAUCAAAUGUGGAUAUUUUUACUAUGUUGACCAAAGCACAGGAAGAUUUUAAUAACAGCACUGGAAAGCAGCAACCCGCUCCGCAACCUGAGCAAGUUCCAAAUCGAAAUCCUACUACGGUGGUCAAUACGGUUGGUCCAGACCAGAGUACGCCCCAAAGUGUGGUGAACUUUUUUGCAGCCGCUAAACAACCAGCGGCUUCAGAAGUGCCACUUUUCCAGACGCUCAUGUCCAAUCCAGUGCACACCCUUGAGCAAAUCGAAAAACAGCAUCGUGCCCCAACGCCACAGAAAGAGAUCAUUGUGACGGGAAAACUAACUCCAGAGGUUGGUGAUCUAGAAAGUAGUUUCAAGUUAAUGGGCAUCCCGGUCAACACUGGACAACCGCCCGUUCAGGAGCUCGGAACUUCUCCGUUGGCAACGUUCCUUAGUGCAACCAAGUUGGCUGCAGUUCGGAACAAUAACCAGCCGAUUCCUAAAACAAAACCAAUUGAAAUAAGCGAACUUGAGUCACGUCAGCAGCAACAACAACAACACCAGCAACCGUUGCAUGAGCUUUUGAAAAAAUCGGAUUCAAUGAACAAUUCUCUCAACAACAGUGGUCCUUUGUUGAACACCACACCCAAUCUCGGUAGCGCCAGCAAACCGGCGUUGAUGCCUCCAACCAUGUUCGCAACCAGUUCGACAUCAGCUAAGGGUCUCACAGAAAUGUUUGCCAGCGCAGCAAACAAAAAACAGCAAGAACAACAUCCCAACGGCGCUACCACUUCUCUUACGGAUUUACUAACAAAAGCUAAUACCAAUAACAAUCAUCAUCCCCCUCCACCCGGUUUCUUUCCGAUGGUAGGCACCAUCGAACCGCUCACCCAAGCGCAGCUCAUACAGGCCAUCAGUUAUCUGGUCAAGCAUGACCCUGACUUCGUACGGAAAUUGCACGAGGCAUACCUUAAGUCGUUCCAGGAGAUGAUGACACUGUAACAAGUCCCUGCGAUGUGUGUGUGACUAUACAUCGUUUGGGGAAACCCAAACUAGAUGGAAAAAAGACUUGGCAUUGAUAUCAAAUAGCACAGCAGAGAUGAGAUUGACGAUACAUGUUUCUUGCUUUUUAAUUUUAGUUUUAUUCUACCUUUUAAAUACAUUGUCGUUCUGUUAUCACUUAUCCGUACAUGUUUCCUCCUUUACAAAAAUAUACGUUGCUCUAGUAAAAGCAAGUAAAUUACAAA
This is a messenger RNA of Malaya genurostris, 1916 nucleotides long. It is a transcript of the gene DCP1, whose product is annotated as mRNA-decapping enzyme 1A. The coding region runs from base 253 to 1671 and encodes 472 amino acids. Gene Ontology annotation, biological process: positive regulation of catalytic activity; deadenylation-dependent decapping of nuclear-transcribed mRNA; deadenylation-independent decapping of nuclear-transcribed mRNA. NCBI's taxonomy places the organism in Eukaryota, Metazoa, Arthropoda, Insecta, Diptera, Culicidae. Gene Ontology annotation, molecular function: mRNA binding; enzyme activator activity. The record is from RefSeq and is a predicted model, not a curated record. Gene Ontology annotation, cellular component: P-body. The transcript has 2 exons.